AAGAAAAUUCUACUGGUCCACUUAUCUUCGUCUUCGAUGAGAUCUAGAGUUCCUCCAUGAAAGCACCAGCCUCACAACACCAGACGUUUAAUUUUCUAAUGAUCAAAUUAAAUACAUCAACUGUUAAUCUUCCUCUUUCUAUACAUCUCACACCUUUUACUCGGGCCAUCAAUAAUGAUUGGGUUUCGUAACCGCUCGAGGGUCUCUGCUAUAUAUGUAGUUCAUGUUAUGCAACGAUACCUUGCCUCUCAUUUCAAUUCAAAGCUUUUCUCAUCCAGAGAAGAUUUCAUCAAGUCAUCGAGAAUGUCUUUCUCUGCUGUUUCUGUAGUUCAAGCCGUCCGCCAUUCAUAGUUAAGAAAAAUAAUGAAUUUAUGGGAAUCACCCUCAUCUUCCCUGAUGAGAAGAACUCUUCAAGCUCUUGCAAACACAUUCUUAGAACUCCCUUAUGUUGAUGGCCAUAUUCAGUUCGUGAAAGGGGCUGACACUUUGGUGGUUGUGUACUUGUCCCCCUUACGGGGACGACGCUGCAGCAACGCUUAGGGGUCUUCUAAACUCAGGGGAUAAGACCCAGUAUGUCAUAGUGGUCACUGCUGUCAAUCCAAAAAUAUUUGGAGAAUGAGUUUUUGAAUUUGUUGCCUUUGGAUUGUACAUCUUUUGUACAAGGAUUACCAAGGCGACCAAAAGCUCACUAUCACCACUUACUCUUCAACCGGUUGGAAUAAAGCUUUGCUCUUUAUGUGAUGAUUAGUCUUUGUUAUAAGCUUUCUUAUUACAAGUCAUAAACUUUACUCUCGAGGUUUGUUUUCAUGUGAUGAAGUUGAUGUUUUUCUUUUGUAGUCAAUCACUACAAGUUGAACAAACAAGGGAGAUUUGUUUGUGGGUGAUGUCAAAGUUGCCUCUGAUUCUUCUAUCCUUACCGUUUUUACCUAUGACGAGGCUACCCCUGGAUUGAAGGCAAUUGUUAGCGCCAAGGUGUCUGAUCAGAAAUCUGCCGAGGUAAAUCAAUAUCUUUCAUUUAUAGUUUUGUUUGCGUGUUUUGUUCUCAGAUGGAGCUCCAGUAUCUGCACCCACAUGUUGGUAUUUGCACCAGUGUUGGAUUGACAGCCAACCCCGUUGUCAAUUUCUCCGGUGUGAUUGGGACCAGUGUAUUGGCUCUUGGUACCGAUGUGUGUCAAGUGUCCUUUGACACUGAAUCUGGAAACUUUAAACAUUUCAAUACUGGUGUGAGCUUCACUAAGGAUGAUCUGAUUGCUGCUCUUACUCUGAAUGACAAAGGUGAGAACACAGUGGUUGGAGCUGAGGUAAACCACAACUUGAAGAGCCAAGUGAUCUCCAUAACCGUGGGUGCUCAGCACUCUUUGGACCCGUUGACCACAGUGAAGGCACGCGUGAAAAAUGCAGGUAUAGCCAACCCGCUGAUCCAACACGAGUGGCGUCCAAAGUCGUUCAUCACCAUCUUUGGGGAGGUUGACUCUAGGGGGAUUGAGAAGAGUGCCAAGGUUGGGUUUACUAUCGCUCUCAAGCCUUGAGAAGAAUUCUAAUCUUUUGGACUAAUCUUUGUCUGGUUUUUUUCUUUAAAAUUGUUCAUUUGUUUUCUUUUUUCUACAAAAUAAGAAAAAAAAAUACUAUGAAAGGAUCGUCUUGAAGAUGAUCCAAGUCUCUUUCUUGAUUAUUUAAAUACUUCAAAUUAUAAAAAUAGAUGUAUUUUCUAA
This is a messenger RNA of Brassica oleracea var. oleracea, 1712 nucleotides long. RefSeq names its product mitochondrial outer membrane protein porin 3-like. Gene Ontology annotation, molecular function: voltage-gated monoatomic anion channel activity. Gene Ontology annotation, cellular component: mitochondrial outer membrane. The transcript is spliced from 8 exons. NCBI's taxonomy places the organism in Eukaryota, Viridiplantae, Streptophyta, Magnoliopsida, Brassicales, Brassicaceae. Bases 1047 to 1529 code for a protein of 160 amino acids. Gene Ontology annotation, biological process: monoatomic anion transmembrane transport. The record is from RefSeq and is a predicted model, not a curated record.